Messenger RNA from Hydra vulgaris (swiftwater hydra), 1059 nucleotides. RefSeq names its product ras-related protein Rab-36. The record is from RefSeq and is a predicted model, not a curated record. Gene Ontology annotation, biological process: vesicle-mediated transport. Lineage: Eukaryota; Metazoa; Cnidaria; Hydrozoa; Anthoathecata; Hydridae. Gene Ontology annotation, molecular function: GTPase activity; GTP binding.
UCUUAAAUAAAAAUAAUCUUUGCACGUCUUUUUUGACAACUUUUUUGAUUUAUGUAUAUAUUUUCCCAAGUUUUUGUGUUACAGUUUAUUUAAUGAAAGUCUAUUAAAUAUAUCGAAUACUUCUUUGUUAUUUUACUCUUGUAAUGCACACUUGUAAUCAACUGUUCAAUUUCAAAUGGACGGCAUCAUCACUGAGUUUCCAAAAGCAUUUACAGAGCUAGCUUCACAUUGUAAACAAAAUAAUUUUCAUCGUAAAACAAGAGAAGCUUGUAAGACAAAUGUGGCUAAUGUUGUAAGUUUAAAGGUUGCUAAAUGUGUUGUAAUUGGUAAUUUAUCAGUGGGAAAGACAAGCCUUAUAAACAGAUAUUGCAGAAACUUAUUUGAGAAAGACUACAAGCCGACUAUUGGUGUAGAAUAUGAAUUGCGCAAGUAUGAGAUAUUAAAUCAAGAAUUUCAUUUACAAAUGUGGGAUACUUCUGGAGAAGAACGUUUUAAAAGCAUAACUGGUUCUUACUAUAGAGGUGCCAAUGUGGUAUUUGUUGUUUUUGAUUUAUCAUCUGUAAAAUCGCUGACAAGUUCAAGUGAAUGGUUUGCAGCUGCUAUUGAAAAAACACAAAGCACAACUCCAGAACUUUUUCUUGUUGGAAAUAAAGUUGAUAUCAUGAAAAAUGUUGAUUUAGAAGAAACACGUGAAAUAGCAAUAAAUCUUGCAAAUGAACAUAAUGCUGAGUACUGGGAAGUAUCUGCAAAAACAGGAGAAAAUGUUAGAGAGCUUUUCACACGUGCUGCUGCACUAUGUUUUGAUCAAGCAGUUUUACGAGAAACUGAAAGUAUAUCUACUAAGAUACAGAUGGGAAAUGGCAAGUUAAUUGCAAAGGAUAAGACAAAUGAUAAUAUCGUUUUAGCACGUAACAUCGAAUGCAACGUUGAACCAUCAACACAGUUUUAUGAUAAAAAGUCAUCGAAUUGCUGCAAAUAGAUUUACUGUGUUUUAAUUUUUUUAUAAAAUUUUUAAUAAAUUGUUAAAGUAAAUAUAUAUAAAUAUUAAUAUAAUUUAAA